AUCGUGUACCGAUGCGUUUACAGCGCAAUAAAUCGGAUUAAUCGAUUUUAACAAGAUUCCGUGAUCAGCCUCGCUCGCCGCAGUAUAAUCAUCGUCCAACGAGUGUUCCGUGUAAUUACUUUCCACGCGAUGCGUGCGCUUCGUGGAAGAUGUCAAUGGCCAAGGUCGCUUUCUCUCGCGCGCGUCCAUCAGAAAUGAUGGUGUUCCGAUCCGUCUAACACGCUCGCGAAAGCGCGUCGAGGGCGUGAUUAUCGAUCGGCGAAGAACCGAUGAAAGGAUGUUGUGGCUGAGUCUAGCGGCGUUCGCUGUCACCGUGACAGCGCAGGGCUCUUACGACUUGGACGGCAGAGUCCCGUACCCGGGCAAAUCCUCUAGUUUAGGACCUCUGUACUCGCCUGGUCAAGGAUUCCGCGAUAACAGCUACGAGGACAACAUCGUGACGCCCACGCCGACGCCGGCCUACAGGCCCAACAGCCAACCACCUUUGUACCGCAAGCCAUCGCUGGAGCAAGGAGCCGUUAGGGUGAACGGACCACCAAGGGGUGUCCUUCGCGGUGGACAGCCACCGAAUCCUCAGGCCGAGGCUGAAGAACUGGAGGAAAAGGAGGAGCCCGAUCGUCUGACCCUCCUGCUGCCGCAGAGCAAAUUCGAUUGCGUGAACAAACAGACCGGAUAUUACGCCGACGAGGACCUCAACUGCGAAGUGUUCCAUUAUUGCCAGGACAACGCGAAGCACUCCUGGAUCUGUCCAGAGGGAUUCACGUUCCAUCAGGUCCACCUGAUCUGUAUGCCGCCAAGCGGUGACAUCAACUGCAAGAAGAGCUCGCAGUAUCACUUCGUCAACGAGUACCUCUACAAACCGCUGAACUUGGCGGAAGCCGAGACGAAACCGAACGUGACCCUGAGAUACAGCGAAAGGUAUUUCCCCGCUGACAUUCAUUCCGACGAGCGCGAGGCUGGCGACUAUCAGAUCACACCGUCUGCGCCUGUCCGUCGUCCUACGCAACCGAUUUAUGCGAGCACACAGCCAGCAGCACUGAACAGCAUUCCACCAUCAGCCCGUCCACAGCCCACAGGUCUCCCACAGUUCCGUUUACCGUUGAACCAAGUGUUCCGCAGCCCAGAAGAGGUGAACAUCCCUCUUCAGCACAGACGCCCGCAGCCACAGGGGCAGCCAGUGAGGAGAUUCCCCCAGGUCCGACCUGACGACGAAGAAUACGAGUAAAAGCCGACCUCGUGCAGGAUAAAUUUUUCAAAAAUAAUUGUCAUUCAUCGUCCAUACUCACCGUCGCAUUUAAGUCGUUAAUUAUACUUUGCUGGAGCCUCGUCGUAAUUUCCGCGUUGGAAUCGAAAGGAAAAAUAAAUGUAAAAGCAAACGCUGUAUUUAUUCGGGCGGAUCGUAGCUGACGUAGGUGUCACGUAAAUUAAUCGUAGAAUAUAAAUUAUUCCAUAUUCUCAUUCAUCGUCUAGUAAAGCGCCACGUUCUCUCCCAGAUUGUGAUCGAAGCUUCGAAUUAACAUUGAUGCGUUAAGUUAUGUUCACCAGCUUGUUGCAUCUAUUUAGAGGGAUGGUCCGAUGAUUAUCGUAUACCUGCGCAAAAUGAUCAGUGAUAAUUUUAAUGGUGUAAUUAAGCGAUGUAACUAUGUAAUCGACAUUAGCAUAACAGUGAUGACCAAUAAAUUGUUA
Messenger RNA from Nomia melanderi (Alkali bee), 1686 nucleotides. RefSeq lists its product as uncharacterized. Lineage: Eukaryota; Metazoa; Arthropoda; Insecta; Hymenoptera; Halictidae. Gene Ontology annotation, cellular component: extracellular region. The record is from RefSeq and is a predicted model, not a curated record. Gene Ontology annotation, molecular function: chitin binding.